Effrenium voratum is the source of this 182-nucleotide messenger RNA. NCBI's taxonomy places the organism in Eukaryota, Dinophyceae, Suessiales, Symbiodiniaceae. The record is from the annotation of a GenBank genome assembly.
GUAAGGAGUGCCUCGUGGUCCUUGGCGCAGAGGACCCUGUCCCGCGUGCCAGCGCUUCAGGCGCUUCAGGCGCGUCAGGCGCUUCAGGCGCUGGCGGGCCCAGUGACCCCGGCAGCGGGCGCGGAGGACCGGCGCGCAAGGCCCCGGAGUCCUUGCAGCAGCCCACCGACCGCAAUGCCGAG